Messenger RNA from Tuber aestivum (summer truffle), 252 nucleotides. The record is from the annotation of a GenBank genome assembly. NCBI's taxonomy places the organism in Eukaryota, Fungi, Ascomycota, Pezizomycetes, Pezizales, Tuberaceae.
AUGCCAACAUCGCGCCCCCCCAAAAAGUACCUCAAUCGAGAGGAGCGGUUCCAUAUAAUCUCCCUUCGGAUAGCACAGAAGUCUUGGAGGCAGAUUGCAGAGGAGACAGGAGAAAAAAAAAGCACUGUCCGAAAUGUUGUCAGCCAUUUUCUGAAGUACGGCACCUAUGAUGACCUACCAAAAUCUGGCCGCCCACGGAAAUUGGAUGCCUAUGGACUCAGGCGUUUAGGAAGAGCAGUCCUAAAAGAUCCU